Molecule: messenger RNA, 2288 nt
Organism: Xiphophorus hellerii (green swordtail)
Lineage: Eukaryota; Metazoa; Chordata; Actinopteri; Cyprinodontiformes; Poeciliidae
Gene: cd40lg
Product: CD40 ligand
Exons: 4
Coding region: 614-1327 (237 amino acids)
Biological process (GO): immune response
Cellular component (GO): membrane
Molecular function (GO): tumor necrosis factor receptor binding
Source: RefSeq, a predicted model, not a curated record
CUCAAAUAAUACUAUGAAAAUGUGAAAAAUCUUCUGCCUGUUCACACAUUUGUUCUAUAGAGAAUAAACAACAAGCAGUUUUACAUUAAAAACUAAGUUGCAAACAGAAAUAGUGUCAUAAUUGCAAACCGGGUGUUGGAUUUGACACAUAUGUCUUUGUUGAUUAAAUAUAUUGUGAGUUAGUGUGAUGCAAUGGAUGCUGGAGUGCAUAGAUUUUUUAAAGCCUUCAAAAUAAAAUAACUAAUCAAGUACAUAAAACGACCCUAAGCUCGUGAAUACAAUUUAAGAAUCCAGUUUGAGUAUGCUUUCUGCAUCAGAAACCACGUCACAAUCUAUUUACAAGCUUCUUUUCAAGGGUUGGGUUUUAUUUAGUAGUGCAGUCAAACACUGCAACAAAUGGAACCAAGUGAAACAUACCUGCCAUAAAGGAAGGAAGAGAUGGCAUGAUGUAUUUCACACGACACACUUGAGUCCUCCACAAAGGUCACAGCUCUCACAGAUCUGAAGGACUCAAAGCUUCCAGGAAGUACAUGCAGAAAAACUCGUCUGCUGUGGGGUGCAUCUGCUCAGAAGCGCAUGGGAUGCCACGGGCGACAGGCCGCUCCACUGCAUCAUGAUCAACACCUACCAGACCAGCAUGGCGCUGCCGCAGGUGCCUCCGCCGGUGCCCCCGCGGCUCGGCAGGCCCGAGCAGAUCCUCAUCCCGACUCAGCUUCCAUCGCCAGGCUACAGCAAGCCACUUCUGCGAUUUUUGGUUUGUGUGGUGACCCUGCACUUGUUUCUGUCUGUCGGAGGAUUUCUAUACCUGUACUACAAUGAAAGACAAAUUGCACAUGCAACCUACUCCUCACCACAAGGAAGAGUUGGUUUUCCCCCCGUAGAAAAACAAGAAACAACCUACACAGCCUUUGCACGCAUGUUGAUUGGAAAGCCAAAUGCUACAAUUGAGAAAAAAUCUGGUUAUCUUGAGUGGAGAAUGGACCUCUCAGUUCGCAAGAACAUCAACUACUUUCACAAAAGCUGGCUGACUGUCCUGGAGCCCGGUGACUACCUCGUCUACUCCAGGGUGACCUUCUCCAAGCACAGCAUCGCCCCGCUGACCGGCUGCAUCAAGCUGAGGAACAACGAGAUGGCAGAGCAGAAGGAGGUGACUAAGGCCCACUGCAGCCUGAGUGACAAGGACGGUUCGAACCCUCAGCUGUGCACAGUUACGCUGCAGGACGUGAUCACGCUGAGUAAGGGAAACCAGCUCGCCAUCUGGGUGGAAAACCUCUCGCUUGUGGACUACGGAAAGCAAUCGACGAGUUUUGGGAUGUAUAAGCUGUAGGAGCCGCAUGGACUGGGACUCCAAAACAGGGAUCUGUGACUGUGGAUGGAAUAUAGAUACUAAGGAGACUCUGUAGGAGUUAAUCAACAAACUUUUGUGGAAUUGAGGGACAUUUCCAAACUAUAAUUUAUUAAAUAACAUUGUCUAUUUCUUUGUUAUUGUCAGUGAUUGCUUUGUAUUUAUUUAUAUAAAUUGGACUAUAUGUAAAAUAACUUUUAUAUUUAAUCUGAGUGAUCUAUUCUGUUUUUUGGGGGGGGGCGAGGGAAUUACACAUUUCAAGAAUUAGCGCUUACAUUUUUAUUGUCCAGCAGCUCUUUAUGGGCAUUAUUUGACAAAAAAAACUUAAAAGUUUAGAAAAACAGCACUUUUUAAAUGUGAUAAAGAACAGAAACUGCUCUGAACCACUGUGGUUUUAAUUUUCUAGGGCACACAGCAGCAACUACUGAUGCACCUUCUCGCGGUGACAAAGAUAGACACUUGACUUGUAAAUUAUCUUUAGAAAUCUGAUGAGACCAACUUUUUCUCUCAUCAGUUUUCCUUUUUGUAAUUUAACCCUCUAAAUCAAAUCAAUGUAUCUUAUUUCAGAAUUCAAAAGUAGCACAAGCAGUUUUACAAAGUUCAUGUAGAGGACGUGAGGAGUCUGAAGCAAAGCCAGGACAAACAGCAAGGACAAAUCCAACGACCCUUUCAGCUCCCCUCACCUUCCUCUGCAGGGCUGCCAUGUUGCAUCAUUAUCCUGAAAGGUUUAACCUCUUAAUUCAGAGCGGUUAAAAUACAGGGCUCUCUGGGUAGGGUGACCCAGAUUUUGAGGAAAACCUGAACAUCUGACAUCUAUUUUUAGUCUUUUAAGUUAUGCAAGCAGUGCUUCAAAUAUGUUUUUUAUUGCUUUUUUCCAAUGUCGAUUUGGCAAGGUGUAGUAAAGAGAUUUUUCACUGUAUUUAAAAAAAAACUGGAGAAUGAA